Messenger RNA from Xylaria bambusicola, 2955 nucleotides. RefSeq lists its product as uncharacterized. The transcript has 4 exons. NCBI's taxonomy places the organism in Eukaryota, Fungi, Ascomycota, Sordariomycetes, Xylariales, Xylariaceae. The record is from RefSeq and is a predicted model, not a curated record. Bases 442 to 2577 code for a protein of 711 amino acids.
GGAUAAGCUAUAUGACAGACGGUCGCCUUGGACGUUGAUUGGCUAUUGUCCUUUUGAACGCCCCCUCCAUGAGCAUCUAUUGGCUAUUGUCCCUUUGGAUGGCCAUCUGAUACGUUCAAUCUCUACCUAACCCGCCCUGGAUCGAGGCUGGCAAGGCAUAUCAAGCUAGUCAUCCUAGUAUAUGAGCCGCUGGCUGAACCCUUGGGCUUCAGGAUAACUAAUCUGUGUGUAUACAGAGGUUCUGCUGCUGCCAUUAUUAUGGCAUUAGGUCCAGACACAAUUGAGAGGCAGCGUCAACUUCAUUCAAAUCGUUGCUGGUCUACCUCUAACAGUACCUUAUAUCAGGUGGUACCGCUCGUCCCUGCACCCUGGAACUUGUCGUGACAGAGAUCUUCGUGCUUCCCCUCCCAUCUCAGACUUCGUGUUCGAAGCAGCUCAUUCAUGAUGGAAAGCGGACAGCCCAGCAGCCCAGAUCUCUUUCUUAAUGUCCCCUUCUCCAAGAAGUGGGGGUGCCACAAAGACACUAUUCUCAGACUGUACAUCGAUGAGGACCGGCGUCUUGAGGAUGUGGUCGACAUCAUGAAACGUAUAUACCGGUUCGAUGCUAAUGCUCGACAGUACAAAUAUCAUCUCAAGAAAUGGAACAUCUCAAAAUCCAUUUCUUCUUAUGUCAAGGACCAAGCAAUCCGGACGCUCGGGAAAAGGCUCCACGACGGCACAUCUGUCGGGAGCAUUCGUUACAAGGGGGUGGAGAUUAAUAAGCAGAAACUCAGAAGAUUUAUCAAAGACGAUGCUCGACUAAGUGUUGAUCUCAAAAUGAGUGGUUUCGUCUUUGGUCGUUGGAGCCCACUAGAGCACAGUAUGAAGCCGAAUUUAGAUCAUCCCAGCCCUGGCGCCAGUGAUUUCUCGACACCAAGCGAUUUUUCCGUCUUCAGCCCUCCAGUUAUCAGGGACCAUCCCAGACCAGAAGCGAAUGCUGCCUCGCCGACUAACGCGCCGACUCCAACCGCGCAAGCCAUUUCUGUGAAGACCCGUAUUGAUAAUUCGAAACUCCUUCUACAAGGAGAUAUUAGGAGUUUUUUGAAGGGGAUGCCAUUUUCAGAUAGAGUGGCGGCAACAACUUGGCUUCACCAAUUUUGGAUUUUUGCCUUCAAGACAUCGAAAUAUUGGGGGAAAGGACCCCAAAGGUGGACGGCAGAUCUACUGAGAAUGACGGAGCUCUUAGAGCGCCAUUCAUUACCUGGCACUCCAGCUUCGUGGGAGUUGACAGGCGAAGAUCGAAGACCAUCAGACAGAAGCCGGUAUCAAUGCAUUGUCCCAGAUACUGAUCAUCAACAAUACAAAUCUCCUGAACCGUCGCCAUUGUGUCGUUGGUGCAUCCAUCUCUACAAGAUUAACCGUGAAGGAAUGUGGCAAGGUACCGGUUUUGACGUAUACGACUGUUAUGAUUGGCCGAGAUGGGCCAAAGCUCCUUGCACUGUCAUGGAACGUUUAAACAGUGCCUUGGAGGACAACUCAUUCUCAGAUAUAAACAAUCACGACUUACCGCUUUCGACGAGUGUCAUAGUAGAAUCUGCCAAAGCUUCCCCAGAUGCGAUGGCUGUGGAGGCCAUUGGCUUCGCUAUCAUGGCUCGAAACAAGGAGCUUGUCCAUGACUUGCUUCAAGCAGCCAACCUCAGGGACCUCGAUCUUUCAGCCAUUCACCCUUAUCACCUCGCGGCCAGCUAUCUCGAUGGGAGUAGCACAUGCUGCGGAAUAUUUCAUGAGCUGUUAAAUCUUCCCAAAAGGAACGUCUUCAUAAGACUCUAUGUUAAUAAUUUGGGUCACACGGUACUAGAUUCUCUUAUGUUGACGAUUUUAAAAGGACAUACAUCGUGUACGCCAUUCAUGGCUGAUGAGCGCCUAAUGAACAUGGAACAAUUCCCUGGAGAGGACAUAGACGUCUGUGGACGCUGGGAUGCCGAUGCCUCAUGCCUUCGAGUACUCAAUACCCUUGGUUCACCAAGGAUUCCUUUUUCCUGGAAGCACAUGUUUUGUCAUACCUCGAUUCAGGCUGUUUGUCAUUCGGUCACUUAUUUGUUCUCAUUUUUUCAGACACCCGACAUCAACACCCCUAGUGGACUCUUUACUAAGUCCUGUUUUGCCUGUGGGAAUAAGCUUGUGCCAGGACCGCUUCACACGCUUGUUCUGACAGCCUCCCAACUGGCCCAACGUGGUUUCCAGGGCGAGAAUCUCUUCGGAAUGGUAGCCUGCCUAGUUUUCCUGCUGACGAAGGGUGCGAAUCCCGCAUUUAGGGCUGAAAUAUCUAUAGGUCUGUUAUUAGGAGUUGAUGAUCAACUUGAAUGUCGGCACGAUCCCCUGGAUCCUCUGGAAUUAGGGGAGAAAGUAUCGUCAGCGGCUCGCAAUUUUUGGCCAGAAGAGACAAAACUAGGCUGGGAUUGCUUCAUGGCGGUAUUAAGAUUCGCCCAAAGGGAAAUGGCUCGCAUUCGUGGCCGGCUUCUUUUGGACGAGAACGCUCACAGUGAAACUCCCUUCAUAUACGGCAAUCUCCCACUAGGACUUAGGAUCCUUUUCUGAAAGAAGAUGGUGUCAUGCAGUUAUGGGGUUGCGAUUGAUGAUGAAUUGUAGAAGGAGGGGCCGACUUAGUCCAUUAAUUACUAGACUACACACACUCUCUCUGUCUUUCUUGUUGGUGCGCUCAAACCAUCCCUCUUGUAAAUGAAGUUUUCAGUACCCAGGACACGAAUCUCUACCCUAACCUCCAGUACAUUCUCUGUAAUGAAGCAAUGUGGAGUAGUAUUUUAGUCAGCAAAAAGGGUUAAGAGAUUUUCCGGAUUUCGGGAUAACUCUGUACUGUAUAAAGCGACUCUAUGGCGAUGACUUCAUGAUUUUCGGUACAAGCAAGCAGACCUCGGCAUAGCAUGCUAACAAUAAAUCGCCUUCUUUUCUCUCUAA